Effrenium voratum is the source of this 327-nucleotide messenger RNA. The record is from the annotation of a GenBank genome assembly. NCBI's taxonomy places the organism in Eukaryota, Dinophyceae, Suessiales, Symbiodiniaceae.
GCAGGCUUCGCCAUGCUCUUCGCUGCCUUGGCCACGGUCACGGUGGGCCUUGUGUCCACCUUCGUGCUGAAGAACGAGGUGUGCGCUCCUUUCCACUAUUGGCUGGUCUUCCUUAUCCUCAUGGGCUACGCAGCCGCGGUCUUUGCCUUCUGCAUCCGGUACUUCGAUGACCCAGCCUAUCGCGUGGUGACGAACCUCCUGUUCGGCCUAGUGCCUUGGAACGUGAGCGUCGCCUGCUACCUCUUGGUCUUCCUGCUCUUCGAUUGCGUCAGGCUUGGGCCUUCGCGUGACGCGGGCUUCGUGAAAGGUGAAGCGCGGGUGGUUUGA